ACUAGCCAGUGUUUUGUAGUUAUGAUGUUCUGCUAACUUCCUUUGAGAUAACAAACAGAUCUGCAAUGAAGCUCAAAUCGCUCCUCUUACGAUUGCUGCUCAGUGUCAUAUCAUUGGUUGUGUUCAACGAGUUUAUUGUGUACUAUAUUGUGUUGUUGAAAUGCCAAUGGCCCUCCAAGCCGGUGUCCGUGAAUGGAUUAGAGCCCGUCAGCGUAAUGUUGCUCGCCGAUACCCAUCUUCUGGGACCCGUGCGUGGACAUUGGUUCGAUAAACUUCGACGAGAGUGGCAAAUGCAUCGCGCAUUUCAAUCAGCCAUGACGCUAUUCCAACCCGAAGCGGUAUUCAUCCUCGGCGAUGUGUUCGAUGAAGGCAAUUGGGUCAACCAGAAGGAGUUUGAUAACUACGUCGAUCGCUAUAGGAAAAUGUUUCACACUCCGCGAGGUGUAACAUUGCACAGCAUCGUUGGGAAUCACGAUAUAGGCUUCCACUAUGCAACUCGACCAAAUCUGGUCCAACGGUUUGGCGACCAGUUUAACAACACAGGUGUGUCGCUGAUCAGCCUUCGGGGAGUCAACUUUGUGGCGAUCAACUCAAUUGCCAUGGAAGGCGAUGGAUGCUAUCUGUGUGAAAAGGCUGAAGUGGAAUUGAAAACCAUUGAAUCGAUCUUCAAGUGUGGUCGAGGCAUUGGACAGUGCAAGGAUGUGCCGAAGCUGGAGGAAUACAGUCGACCGAUCGUGCUUCAGCAUUUUCCCAUGUACCGGGAGUCUGACAAGGAGUGUAAGGAGCACGAUUCACCGCACGUUGACCUCUACCGUGAACGGUGGGAAGUGUUAUCGAAGGAAUCGACGGAUUUGAUCGGUGAUUUGCUUAACCCAAGGCUCGCGUUCAGUGGACACUCGCAUCACUACUGCCAUAUGCUUAAAAAUCGUUUACAAAUCGAAGAGUACACGUUGCCUUCCUUUAGCUGGCGAAACAAGCAGAAUCCCAGUUUCCUGCUGGCCCGAAUAUCUCUCAAAGAACAUACCAUUUCACGAUGCCGGAUGCCGGAAGAGAAUACAAUCGUAACCAUUUACCUCGUCGGGGGCAUUAUGAUACUUCUCGUCUCCACGCUCAAAGUAAGCGGGUUUAUCGGUCAGCUGUGGUCAUUCCUCUGCCGGGGUCGCAAGGAUUAUAAAAAACUUACCAAAUAGUGCUGGGAACAUAGUGUUGUAGAAUAAAAUUUAUUG
Messenger RNA from Anopheles coustani, 1226 nucleotides. It is a transcript of the gene PGAP5, whose product is annotated as metallophosphoesterase 1 homolog. Gene Ontology annotation, biological process: GPI anchor biosynthetic process. The record is from RefSeq and is a predicted model, not a curated record. Gene Ontology annotation, molecular function: hydrolase activity. Bases 66 to 1190 code for a protein of 374 amino acids. Lineage: Eukaryota; Metazoa; Arthropoda; Insecta; Diptera; Culicidae. The transcript is spliced from 3 exons.